AUGGCUCGUCAGACCUCUCUUGACUCCGAGCGGCCCAUCAUGACCAACUCUAACCGAAACUCCAAGCGUUUCUCAACUAUUAGCGGGAGCCCUUCGCUCGCCGCUUCCGAGCGCACGAACGGAAGCCUGCCUAGUGGAGACCCCCGAGUUGCUGAUAUCACUCACCUCGGCGAUGGCCUGGAACGUCUAGAGAACAAACCCCUUCAGGCGCAGCGAUUUGUACCCACUGCUGAAAAGUCCGACAACCUCAACAAGUUGGCUCUCGGAGCUAAGGUGGAACGCGCCUUGGGACGACGGAUGACCGGUCAAGACGCGGUGAUGCGACGCAAGCCUGUGCUUAACGAAAAGGCUGCUGCCAGUGCCACUGCCUAA
Molecule: messenger RNA, 372 nt
Organism: Penicillium angulare
Lineage: Eukaryota; Fungi; Ascomycota; Eurotiomycetes; Eurotiales; Aspergillaceae
Exons: 2
Coding region: 1-372 (123 amino acids)
Source: RefSeq, a predicted model, not a curated record